GAAGACCAGCUCAAGAAGCUGUACGGCGACAAGGCACCACUGAAGCAAUUCCACGACAAGCGGCUCAAGACGCGCACCUACUUCGACAGCGGCGACUACGCUCUGGCCAAGGCGGGCAAGGGUGACGGAGUUGAUGCCGGCGCCGUCGGCUCCCAGCACCCGGUCCCCGAGGACAUACCCCACCUCAACUCGCCCAGCAACAGUCACGUCCCGGGCAGCAACGUGCCCGGCGCCAACAACAGUCAGCAGCAGCUGCCGCAGCACCAUUCGAGCAUGAUCCAGCAGGCCGGCAGCCCCGUCAAAGAGAGCAGCUUCCUCCACCGCGAGACGAGCGCUGAUGAUGCCGAGGAG
Messenger RNA from Pseudomassariella vexata, 351 nucleotides. RefSeq lists its product as uncharacterized. The annotation marks the transcript as partial. The record is from RefSeq and is a predicted model, not a curated record. Gene Ontology annotation, molecular function: protein phosphatase inhibitor activity. The transcript has a single exon. Gene Ontology annotation, cellular component: cytoplasm. NCBI's taxonomy places the organism in Eukaryota, Fungi, Ascomycota, Sordariomycetes, Amphisphaeriales, Pseudomassariaceae.